AUCAACCUCCUCCCUCCUAUAACAACUCCGCCGCGCCCACCUCCACUCGCCGGUAUCGUGUUCUCGUUCACGCGCACCCCAUUCCCCCGACCUCCGAUGCCGGAGCGCCGCAACGUAGCCGGAGAUCCGCCGUACUGGUGAUCCCCGGAUAACAACGAUGGACCGCCUCCUGCUGUCCCGCCCCCCGAUGCCCACCCCCGUCCGCGGCACUGCCACGGCCACAGAUGGCGACCUCCUCGAGCUCGACGUCCUCUGGCCCGCCUCUUCAGCUCCCGGACUCCUCGCCGCGCUUCCCGAUGACGAGGCUAAGAAGAAGCAGAAGCGAACGGGCGGCCCUGCCUUCCGAUCCGCCGCCCGCGCCGUCCCGGAGAAGGCCGCGUUGACCCCGUCUUCGGCGGCGAGGUCGGCUCCGGUGCGCAUACCUUCGGAUGCUGCGGCGCGGAGAGAGAGGUGGUCCCACGUCGUGGUCGGCGGCGACGACGGGGACGCCAUGGUCCCGCCGCACGAGAUCGUGGCGCGGCGCGCGGCAUCACACAGCUCGGUGCUGGAGGGAGCCGGGAGGACGCUCAAGGGCCGUGACCUCCGCCGUGUGCGCAACGCCGUCCUGCGCCGCACCGGCUUCCUCGACUGAGAGGCGGAGUAAUAACUCAUAAGACAAGGACGCAAGGUGCUUGGAUUAUAUCCAUCAAGAUACAGCUAUUCAAAUAGCCUUAUCUCAUUGCUAUCUUAUCCUGUGGAAUAAAGAUGUUUUUGCCCGGUCACUUCAAAAAAUUGGUAUCUAAUGAAGCUUUUGAGAGAACUGACGAGGUUACCCUCAGCUCAAAGCUAUCACUAGUCUAGUGCAAUAUGCUUUGUUGAUUUCCUUUUGUUAAUAAAAAGCAAUGUUUUAAAUAGCGGGCUAUGACAAAUUGCGGUGGGCCUCUAAAUCAGCUAUAGCGGCAUAUUUGUACAUGAUACCAUUUAACGGCACCCUGUUGAAAAGGCUAUAGCCCCGCUAUAGUCGGCUAUUUAAAACUAUGAUAAAAAGUGAUACCAUCAACAAAUAAUUGAUUAAUUUGUAGUAAAUUAUCAUUGGAAUUUAUUUAUUCCAAGGACAUGAUUACCCAAGUACCCAUUGCUACAGAGAUUGAAUUUUU
Molecule: messenger RNA, 1136 nt
Organism: Hordeum vulgare subsp. vulgare (domesticated barley)
Lineage: Eukaryota; Viridiplantae; Streptophyta; Magnoliopsida; Poales; Poaceae
Exons: 2
Coding region: 158-631 (157 amino acids)
Source: RefSeq, a predicted model, not a curated record